Molecule: messenger RNA, 477 nt
Organism: Mesorhabditis belari
Lineage: Eukaryota; Metazoa; Nematoda; Chromadorea; Rhabditida; Rhabditidae
Source: the annotation of a GenBank genome assembly
AUGCAAAUCUGGCAUAUGGAACCAUUCGCUUGUGGGGAUCGUCGAUUGCCUCAUCAUGUUUUUCCGCCAAAGAAAAUCUCGCCCGAUCAACUUUGUGCCAUUACUGGAGUACAAAGUUAUAAGAUUGAUGUUGAUGAUACAUUGUCGAUGAAGAAACGAUUGACUCUUGUAAAAACCGAGAGAAAUGUGAAUGCAUCCGAUUUUCUCACGAUCAACGACUCAAUCACUGAUCUUAAUGACAAGCUUGAUGAAUUAUAUGAGCCAAUGGUGAAAGAUGAGGAUUUGGUUCUUUUGAUUGUUGAAGGGAUAUGCUAUUAUGAUGUGGAGCCAGAAGAAGAUGAAUGGAUUCGUGUCCAAUGUGAGAAAGGGGAUCUCAUUGUUAUCCCAAAAGGGCUCAAUCAUCGAUUCACCGUUACACCAAAGAAUUUCGUCAAAGUUCAGCGAUUCUUCAACAAACUCUCCGAUACAAUUCAAGGA